This is a messenger RNA of Haemonchus placei, 402 nucleotides long. The record is from the annotation of a GenBank genome assembly. NCBI's taxonomy places the organism in Eukaryota, Metazoa, Nematoda, Chromadorea, Rhabditida, Trichostrongylidae.
CAUCGAAACUAUUUUACUGACAGCGAAAAGUUAUGUGUUACUACUAUCCCUAUUUACUAUGUACAGAUAUGCUAUCGAAGCCAAUCGUCUGUGAUUGCCGAUCUUGGAAAGCUGAUCGUCGACAACUGUCCGCCUAUGCUUUGUACAGGAUUAGAUUGCGCCGUGGUCACAGAACGAAAUGGUUGCCAAGCUGGCUCUGAACUCAUAGGGAUCGCUAAAACUAAGCACAAUGGAAAGAUUAUAUUGGGCUUAUCGCUGUUUUUGCUCUCAAAGUGGGCAAACCUCUUCCAGUCAUCGUUUAUAACAUCACGUGUUUCCACGAAACUGGCAUCAAUAAGGUCCCGUAAGCACUGUAACUACUAUUACAUUUGCGUACAGCAGAGAGCAAAAAAGGAGAUUUAG